AUGCAAAACAAUGAGACAACAGAAUUUGUACAUGAGUAUGAGAAAGCUUCAAAAAAUAUGCGCACAGACGAGUUAGAAGAAGAUUUUCGUUGCAAACAAGGUACGUCUUUUCAAAUAGUCCAAAACUGUGGACUUUUGCAACAUGCAACAUCUGUUUAUACUCGUACAAUGUUUAAAAGAUUUGAGUUAGAAAUUACUUCUGCCUUGGGGGUCACACACCAAGAUGUUAAUUCUGAUGGAGUGUCUUUCACCUAUGAAAUCAUUGAAGGAAGUGGUCAGAGGGUUCAUGUUGUCUAUUUUAACUCCUCAAAUAAUGAAAUCACGUGCAGCUGUAAAAUGUUUGAAACAUUGGGGUUACUAUGUCGACAUGCUUUGCGAAUACUUAUUAUGAAAAAUGUAACAGAGCUUCCUGAUCAGUAUAUUUUGAAACAAUGGACAAAAAAUGCAAAGAAAGAUAAUGUUGUAUGUGAUCAUACAAAAUCAGCGGAUGCAAAUGAUGAGUUGUCAGUGACAUCACACCAUAAUGAAUUAAUGCGCUCAGUUUAUGAAUUUUUCACAAGAAGUGCAGCAACAACUCGGCAUACUGAAAUGUGCAAAAGAAAAAUUAGAGAGAUGAUAGAAUUUGUUGAGAAAGAUAUGGAGAUGUUAAGUGGGGCAAGAGAUUAUGGUGAAAGAGUAAAUAGUUUUGUGGAUAAUAACAUCUCUGGUGACGUUGAGAAGACUAAUUGCUCACUUAAUAAUUUGCCUAUAUUAGAUCCCCCAUGUGUGCGACCAAAAGGAGUCACAAAUGCGAGAAUGAAAAGCAACAUGGAGAAGCGUAAAAGGAAGGCAUUAAAAGAUAUUACAAGAUCAAAACAAUUGCCCAAGAGAGGACUUCCAGCAAACUCUGCCCAAGAGAGGACUUCCAGCAAACUCUGCCAGCCAAUGCACCCAUCUAAUGUACCCAUGGAUGAGAACUACAAUAAUCAAGUAUUCCAUUCUCUGGGCAUGCCAAUGACUAGUAGUUCAAACCAUUUUCAACUAUCAAAUCAGAUCCCUUUUUCUUAUUGGAGUGGUGCUUCUCCAAAUGUUAGCUUAACAAGCAUGCUUCAAAGUAACAAUUGCUUAAAUCAUUUAAGUCAGAAUUCUUUCUUAAAUGGUUUUACGCAACUAAAUCCAGGACAAAAGUGA
Messenger RNA from Quercus robur (English oak), 1170 nucleotides. RefSeq names its product protein FAR1-RELATED SEQUENCE 3-like. NCBI's taxonomy places the organism in Eukaryota, Viridiplantae, Streptophyta, Magnoliopsida, Fagales, Fagaceae. The transcript has 5 exons. Gene Ontology annotation, biological process: regulation of DNA-templated transcription. Gene Ontology annotation, molecular function: zinc ion binding. Bases 1 to 1170 code for a protein of 389 amino acids. The record is from RefSeq and is a predicted model, not a curated record.